AUAAUAUAAAGCACUGAAAACAACUGAACAUCAUAGCUUCAAUCCUCCUGUGCGUAUAAACAAUGUCUAAGCAGCAGCAUUACAAGGUCUGCUUCUGUUUCAGGAGAAUAUUUAAGCUCAGGGUGGUUGAACCCCCGGAAGAUAUCAAGAACGUUUUUGAACGAUACUCGGAGAAUGGCACCAUGAGCAUUGAUCAACUGCAUGAGUUCCUGAUUCAGGUUCAAGGAGAUCGUAACGCUAGCAAGGACCAUGCUCAGGCCAUCUUCAACAGCCUCAAGCAUCUCAACAUCUUCCAGCGGAAGGGCCUCCAUCUUGAAGCUUUCUUCCGAUAUCUCCUAGGCGAUCUUAAUCUCCCUCUCCAUCCUCAUGGGGUGCACCAAGACAUGAAUGCUCCGCUUGCUCAUUACUUCCUAUUCACAGGCCAUAACUCCUACUUAACUGGCAAUCAACUCUGCAGCGACAGCAGUGUGGAACCCAUUAUAGACGCACUACGAAGAGGUGUAAGAGUUAUCGAAUUGGAUUUGUGGCCAAACCCCAAGAAAGACGAUGUGGAAGUUCGUCAUGGAGGGACUCUGACUAGUCCAGUGGAACUCAUCAAAUGUUUGAAAGCUAUUAAGGACAAUGCAUUUUCUGCUUCUGAAUACCCUGUGGUGAUUACUUUUAAAGACCACCUAAAUGCAGAUCUUCAAGCUAAAGUGGCCAAGAUGGUCACUAAAACAUUUGGAGCCAUGCUAUAUAGCCCUGAAUCAGAAUGCAUAGAGGAAUUCCCUUCACCAGAAUCAUUGAAGAAAAGGGUUUUGAUUUCAACUAAACCACCAGAAUGCCUUGAAGUUCAGAAUACCAUGGAAAAAGAUCAACAAAGGCAUAAAGAUUCAGCAGAGGAUGAAACUCGGAACACAAAUUUCAAAAAGGAACUUGGAGCCACUGAUAAGCAGAUUGAGCCGAAUGACGAGUAUGAAGACGAAGAAAAUGCUACUCCUCAAUAUAGGAGCUUAAUUGCCAUUCAUGCAGGAAAGCCUAAAGGUGCAUUAAAUAUCUGGGAACCUGAUCCUAAUAAAGUUAGACGUCUAUGCUUGAGUGAGCAAGAGCUUGAAAAUGCUGCAAGUACGUAUGGAACUGAUAUUGUCAGGUUUACGCAAAAAAACUUGCUGAGGAUCUACCCUAAAGGUAUGCGCUUGGACUCAUCUAAUUACGAUCCUAUGCUGGGAUGGAGGCAUGGAGCUCAAAUGGUUGCAUUUAAUAUGCAGGGAGAGGGGAAGUACCUUUGGAUUAUGCAAGGCAUGUUCAGAGCCAAUGGCGGUUGCGGUUAUGUGAAAAAACCUGACUUUUUGUUGCAGGUAGAUUCAAAUAAUGAGGUCUUUGAUCCUCGGGUCUUUGAUCAUCAUGUCAGUCUAGAGCCGCCACCGGCGGUUAAGACAAUAUUGAAGGUAAAAGUCUACAUGGGAGAAGGGUGGCAUUCAGAUUUCAGCCGCACACACUUCGAUCUAUAUUCACCACCGGACUUUUUUGUCAGAAUUGGAAUUGCUGGAGUCCCAGUUGAUCAACAUCAUAUGAAGCACACACAAGUAAUUGAGGAUGACUGGCAACCAGCAUGGAAUAAGAAGUUUGAAUUCCCACUGAGGGCUCCCGAGUUGGCUAUUCUCCGAAUUGAAGUUGCCGAGUAUGACACAUUAGGGAAGAAUGACUUCGGAGGUCAAACAUGUCUACCUGUAUCAGAGUUGAGAAGUGGCAUCCGAGCAGUUCCCUUAUAUGAUAAAAAGGGAAACAGAUUCAAAUCUGUAAAGCUUCUUAUGCGAUUUGAAUUAAUUGUUUAAAUAACUAAGACGUAUGUAUUGGAAUUCAUUAUUAUGUAU
Messenger RNA from Alnus glutinosa, 1853 nucleotides. RefSeq names its product phosphoinositide phospholipase C 2-like. Gene Ontology annotation, molecular function: phosphatidylinositol-4,5-bisphosphate phospholipase C activity. Gene Ontology annotation, biological process: phosphatidylinositol-mediated signaling; lipid metabolic process. The coding region runs from base 63 to 1814 and encodes 583 amino acids. The record is from RefSeq and is a predicted model, not a curated record. The transcript is spliced from 9 exons. Lineage: Eukaryota; Viridiplantae; Streptophyta; Magnoliopsida; Fagales; Betulaceae.